UCCCCCUGUUAUAACUGUGAACGCAACUGUGAGUUCCCUCCAUAUAUCCUUUAUAUCCAUGGACAAUACAAAAUGUCUGCCAGGUUUUGGAAACCAGCGUUCAUUAUUUUGUAAAGGUUAAAGUAGGUUAAAGUUCACUGAGUCUAUUUAGUAAGCUUUGACAGCUUCAAUUAGUACUCAUGGAUCUUGGGAAUGGACGAAAAAGUUGUGACAAAAGUUUUGACACGGAUGAUGACUCUGAUUAUGCGAUAAUAAAACGUAUUAAAAUGGAGCCAGAAGCUAUACUAUCACAGGAAGAUGAUAUAAUGGCACAAUUGCAACAAGAAAGUUCUGAUUUGGAAGUAGAACCAAGCUUUGCAUUGGAAGGUACAGUGAAUGGAGAGGAUUGCAAUGAAGGUGUAUUGAUGCAACACAUGGAUAUUAGAGAACCUCUAUCUACCUUAAGAAAUUUAUUAGAACAAAGAUUAGGAGUUGAACUAACAGAUUAUUCAUUUUGGCUACAAGAUGCACAAAUGCUAGAGAGUCACAAAAAUUUAGUCGACCAAUGUGUUCAAGGAGAAGGAUUAGUUCAAGUAAAUGUUCAAAUAAAAGCAACUCAAAGACGUAUCAAUAUAGUAGACGUUUUAAAGCCUGCUGAAGAUUACAUAGAGUUAGCAGAAAAUAGUACACCUGUUCCAAUUAAUGAAGACAGUAAACGAAACAUAAUAAGGUGGAUGGUUGAUCCACAGUAUAAAAAAGAACAGGAACGGUUAAAAAUUCCAGCCGAUCCUAAAGAAUGGACACAGACACAUGUGAAGCAUUGGCUUCAGUGGGCAGUAAGACAGUUCAAUUUAGCAUCUGUAAGAUUAGCUGAUUGGAACAUUACUGGUCAACAAUUAUGCAAUCUUACGCUUGAAGAAUUCCAGGCAAAAGUGCCUCUUGAUCCUGGAGAAGUAUUUUGGACUCAUUUAGAACUACUCCGCAAGUGUAAAUUUGUCGCUGUUGUACAAAAAGAUGCUCCAGCAUCGCCUACAGAAAAUUGUGUGGACAAAACUAUCAAAGUUAGAAAUCAGAAGACCCCAAAAUCUCGACCGGUAGUAAAUCAACAGGCUCGAGUAGUCAGUGUUCCAUUCGAGAACAUUGAUUCUACACCGAUCACGAUAGCAACGUCUAGUCGUUCGGUUAACAGCGGUCAGAUACAACUGUGGCAAUUUUUGUUGGAACUAUUAACUGACCGAGAACACAGAGGCGCUAUACAAUGGGUAGGAACUGAGGGAGAAUUCAAAUUGAAUCAGCCAGAAGCAGUGGCACAGUUAUGGGGAGCACGUAAAAACAAACCGUCGAUGAAUUACGAAAAAUUGAGUCGUGCCUUGCGCUACUAUUACGACGGAGAUAUGAUUUCUAAGGUCCACGGGAAACGAUUCGUGUACAAAUUUGUAUGCGACUUGAAGCAAGUUCUGGGUUAUUCGGCCGCAGAGCUUAGUCGAUUAGUGGAAGAAGGUAGAAGAUAUUUCUGAUGGAACACCAUUUUUCUAUCGUCACAACGACUUUUAUCAUUGUACUUCCAAAAUAUUUUGCACCAAUCAUUGUACAUACUCGACGGAAAAUAUACAAUAUUGAAUAUAUAACAAAAGAAAAGAUAUUAAUUGUUAUUCAGACAAUCGGACACAUAUAUAUUCCAAAUAUACAGAUUAAUAUAAAAAUCAUUGUUUAUUUUUUUAAUGUACAUUGUUACUUAAAUAAUAAAUACAAACUAUGCACCAAUCAGUAUAUUAUUUUCUUAUAAUUUUUUCUAACGAUCUUUGCUGGUGCGUAGUUCAUUCAUUCGUGAAACUUAAGACGUAGAAACUGAAAUGCAUCCACAGAAAAUUAAGAAACUAAAAUGUCAUACAUAUGGGAAGUAUGCAGUUUAAUGAUUUCCUGACGUGAAUAUAUAAUUGUUAACGAUAAGUGUAUCGGCAUGUUUAUAGUACACACAGAGCUAUUAUAUAUUCACUGAGAAACUACGAUUUUUCAAGAUGCAUCAUACAGUAGCGGCAUAGACCUUCGAAUGUCGAGUCUCUCCUCGCUUUUAUAGGGCGUCGACGUUUCCGGCCGUUUUCUAUCUCUGAUGACUAGGACUGACUUUUGAUCGGCAAAAGGCAGCACUCAUCGCCAAUACCAGAGAAUCUAGCCUGUGAGAUAUCGGUCGCGACGUCACAAGUUAGGGUCUCAGGGGACCGGCGACGCGGCAGGCUUUACAAUCAGCCCGCCCGCCAUUGCCCAUUUUCUCAAUUUCAUUUUCUCUCUGUAUUUCAUUCAUUACCUAUUGUACACACAAACCUAUAAAACUUCACUUUCCCUUAAGAUGAUCCGCCACCAUUGAUUUACUCGUAAUUUAAUAUAAAAUGAAUACGGAAUCGUUCAUCACUUUAAUUCCUUAUUACUUUAACACUAUUCUACAAGCGUUCUUUAUGGUAGCAAAUCAUCUUGCAUGUCUAAUGUUAAUUCACACUGCAUCCAAUUAUAAACACCCGCGGUACACGCUAGUAGAACUUCCGUAUCUUCGACAGACGAUACCAUAAACGUUUUUACUUCUAUCUUCUUGGAGACAACGUUGAACGAUGAAACGUUGCGGCGUCGACGACCGGGAAAGUUAGCA
Molecule: messenger RNA, 2620 nt
Organism: Megachile rotundata (alfalfa leafcutting bee)
Lineage: Eukaryota; Metazoa; Arthropoda; Insecta; Hymenoptera; Megachilidae
Gene: Ets97D
Product: DNA-binding protein Ets97D
Biological process (GO): regulation of transcription by RNA polymerase II; cell differentiation
Cellular component (GO): nucleus
Molecular function (GO): DNA-binding transcription factor activity, RNA polymerase II-specific; sequence-specific DNA binding
Source: RefSeq, a predicted model, not a curated record